AUGUCAACGCAUGAUCAACAUCCUCGAAAUGCCAACGGCAGCGGCUUCAGCAACGGCUUCCCAGCCAACCAACAACAGGCAGAAAUUUCGGGGCCUGUGCGAACAAACAAUGCCAAGGCCGUCGACAGAAGCAAAAAAGGACCUAUCGCCGCCCCCGUCAAGAACGCAUGUACCUUUUGCCGAUCGCGAAAGUCCCGAUGUGACGGCAACAAACCUUGUUCCGCCUGCGUCGGUCGCGAUCGUCCCGACGAGUGCCUCUACACCGUAUCGCGUCGUGGUGGCAAGCCCAAACCAAAGAUUGACGUAACUCAAGACCUGCAGAGCCAUCUGAACAAGCUCUUUGCCAUGACAGAUAUGCCCUACGCCUUCCGUCGGCCAGGUGGUCUCGCGGGUCCUUCCGCUGAUCAGCUCUCCCCAUCUUCAUCCGUGCAGCCUCAACUCAUGUCACACCCUCAGCAGCAGGUGCCGCCCCACUCGAGCAUGUUUGACAUCCCUAGCCAGUAUCAGUCGUAUGAUCCUUCGGUGCUCCAGCAGCCAUCGUCUAUGCCAACCAGUCUCCACGUGCAGCAUCAGCAAGCCCUUGCAUCAGUGCCACAGUCAGCAUUCUCGCUCAACGACCCGCUGCAGGAUCCUUUCGCGGCCAUGUCUGGUUUCCAGGCGGGUGGCUUCCUUCGCUACCAGCUCCCCGAUACCACAUUGCAACAGCCACAUAUGCUCUCACAAUCCCAGCAAGCGCAGCCUCACAUGCAAGAGCAGCAGCAGCAGCAUCAACAGCAGCAACAGCAACCAGCUCAGCUCAUCAAAUUUGGCAGUGGCCUCGCGCAGCAAGCAUCUUUCCAACAAACUCCUGUCCACAACGUCGCAUCGCAGUUUGGUAGCGCUUCAUCUCCACUCAACUUGGCUCCGGACUCUACAUGUCACUCUUCUGCAAUCUCGCCACUCUCCAACCAGAGUCCCCGCGGCUGGGAUCGUGUUGACGAUGCAAUGUCAGCUUAUCAUGCCAGCACGUCGAGCCGGUCGAAUUCGUCACGCCACGCUUCGAUCGAAUAUGCCGCCGACCCAUCCAAGAUCAGCCAGCUCUCGUUCCAGACACUGAACGCCGCAGCGGCUGAAGCAGGAAGCGUCAAGGCGCUCCUCACAGAUUACUACCGUUACCUCUACCGCUUCAUCCCUGUUCUGCCGCCUCCCAAGCAUCUCGGCGUGCUCGUCAAGUUCUUCAAGCCGGACUCGGCCUUCAUUUAUGCAUUGCAAUGCGUCUUACCCCUCCUUCGCGACGAAAUCCAACCUAUCGGUGCGAUGCACAAGCUCUCGGGCCAGGGCAUCAACUUUGGCUCAGACGAAAAGAAAGCGGCUCUGCGCGAGCGAACACUAAUUUUUGAACGCAAGGCCAACGACGGACUCGAUUUGCUGCUCGAGCAAGCCGACAACGAAGAGACGGGUGUAAAGUUACUCGAAGCUGUGCAGACCUUGUGCGUGCUCGUCGUCUACGAGUACGGAAGCGGACGAGCGAUCAAGGCUCGUCUCAAAGCCGACCAAGCGCUCGGUCUCGCUAUGGGCCAGGGCCUGCACAAGCUGAGCCACAAGACAUCGCCCAACGAUAGCAACUCGGCCCGUAGCAGCUUUGCUUACGUCUCGAACGUCGACCACCCUCUCACCUCGAUGGGCAUCGACGCUAACGACAUCUUUGAGAUGCGCAAGCGUUGCUGGUGGUGUGUGUGGAGUCUGGUGUUGUGGGCCGCUUACAACACAGGCCGCAUCCCCACGAUCCGUGCUGACGAUCCCCGUGUCAAGAGCGAGAUGCCGACCGCGUCCAGUCCCGAUGUGUGGACGUCCAAUAUCGGCUCGUUGCAGGCGCUGUUGCUGGUGCAGGAUCGUGUCCUGGCACUCGCUCAGCACGGUCAAUCGCUUGACGUCAGCGCACCCUACGAGCCAGCACGCAAUGAGGUGCCCGUGUCGCCGGCCUACUCGGACAGUUCAGCCUUUGCAUUUGGUCGCCUGCGCAUUUCGAGGUCUGCCUCGGUGAGCAGUGACGACGUGACCGUCCACUUUUCGGCGCUUCCAACCAAGGCUACGCGACAAGAGAUCCUCGACAGCAUGCUCGAGAUCGAUACGUUCCUGCAGGAGCAGAUCCGUAUCCACGAGAACACCGAAGCGCCCGAUUCGCCUUUGCCGUCCGAAGUGCCGUCGACAGGCGACCUGGCGCACGUUGAAAAGGAGCUGGAGGAUUCGCUUCGCAUGGCGGCGGCGGUGCAGCUGUACACGUCAUCACUGACGCUGCACAUUGGACAGGCGUUCCAGGGUGCUUCGCUGUUCGAACGCAAGCUGUGUUUCCUCAAUUCGAUCAAAGACAACAAGGAUGGCUCCAACGCGGCCAUCUGUCGUGAGCCCAUGCCCGUUCUUGCACAUGACGGCGCGCUUGACCUAACUGCGCACGCGACUGGUGGGGACACCAGAAAUGGUGGUAUGGAUCUGACAUCAGCAGAUGCGGGCGCUCUGUCGACCUCUUUGACGCAGCAGGACCUGUACGCUCGCGGUCCUUUCCUGCCGCGAUUGUCGCUGCAACGAUGUGUGCACGCAAGUCGCAAGCUGCUCGACAUUGCCAAGCGUCGCCACGGCCAAUCGGUCAAUCCGAACCCGUUUAACUGCUGCAGUUUUGUGCUCAUUAGCUUUGUACUCCUCAUGCAAGCGCUUGCAGUGCACGGCGGCUUUGCCGGCGAGGGUGCAACCUACGAAGGGGAUGACCAAGCGACAGAACAGCAACUGACGUCUGACGGCCACGGCGAGUACGCUAACGACAGCUUGCAGCGCGUGCUCGAUCACACGAGUGAUGACGACACCAUUGAGGACGACUUUGAGCCCCCGAUCGACCCGGUCAAGCAGUCCCAAUUGCGGGACAUUUGGGGCCGGGUACGCGAGGCGCGCGACACGCUCAUCGAUUUGGGUAAGCACUGGGAAGCUGUGGUACCAAUGGCCGAUGAGGUCAACCUCUGUCUCGAGACGUCGCAGUUGCUUCUCAGCAACGCCUAUUGA
Messenger RNA from Mycosarcoma maydis (corn smut), 3030 nucleotides. RefSeq lists its product as uncharacterized. The transcript has a single exon. Gene Ontology annotation, molecular function: zinc ion binding; DNA binding; DNA-binding transcription factor activity, RNA polymerase II-specific. Gene Ontology annotation, biological process: DNA-templated transcription; regulation of DNA-templated transcription. Lineage: Eukaryota; Fungi; Basidiomycota; Ustilaginomycetes; Ustilaginales. The coding region runs from base 1 to 3030 and encodes 1009 amino acids. The record is from RefSeq and is a predicted model, not a curated record.